AUGGCAUUGCAGGAGCUCGACAGCCUGAGCCUGAAGGAAGUGCUGGACGAGGACUCCCGGCCAACCUUUAUCAUCGACCUAGACCCAGACUUUGUGAACGAAGAUAGCACAAUCCAUCCGAUCUUUUGCAAUGCGGCGCUAAAGCUGCACAGUCGGCUGCUGGACAGCAUCACCGAGCCCCCCGUGGCAGUUCAUAGUAGCAACCCCACCACAGCAACGCACGAUGAAUUUCGAAGCUGGGUCACAAGCGUCAGCAGAUCCAACAGCUCGAAGGACGUUUUCCCACUCACGCUUUUGUAUCAAGGCUUGUUGUGGACUGCUUCCACUAUUCGCCGAAGAUGGCGAAUAAUCUCCGGAAAUGCCUUGUAUCGCGCAUCCGACAUUCCCAGGAAAGGCCUUUCGGAUGCACUGCCAGUACGCCCUAGGCUUAUCAAGCGUGAUUCUGAAGCUGCAAAGGCACGCAGAGCAGCCGCUCCUGCUGCUACAGUACCAACGAAUUCACCACCAUCCAUUUACCCAGCACCUGAAUCAGCUUCCACAACUUUGACCAAUACCCUCAGCAGCAAGAGCAAUGCAGGCAGUGGUGCUGCCGUAACGAUAUCCACACCAGAUGAUGUUGUGCCCGAUUACACAGCCGCAAAACCCAAAGGGAUUCUUACCGAGCACAUCAUUUUCUUCCGGAGUUUUGACUGGGCAAGCACUCCACUAGGUGAUAUGAACACAUGGUCAUCAUCACUUCGGGAGAUUGUCAAUCUUGUUAUUCGAAGCCCGUAUCCAUGUGCAUUAUUCUGGGGCGAGGAGUUGUCAGUUAUCUACAAUGAAGCGUACAAGAUCGAAGUCGCUGGAAACAAGCAUCCAGGACUCAUGGGUACUGGAUUCGACGGCCCAUUUUCCGAAGUCUGGGACGGCGUCAGUUCGACCUUCCAGGACUGCGCACUUACCGGGAAGGCAGUUAGAAGAGAGAACGACUGUUUCCCUCUCGAGCGAUUCGGAUAUCUGGAAGAGACAUUUUUCUCAUGGUCCAUUACGCCCGUGUAUGGCGGAACUGACAAGAUCCUGGGUUUCUACAAUGCGCCUUUUGAGACAACUUCCAACACAGUCAGCAGCAGAAGGAUGCACAUGCUAAGAUAUCUCGGUGAACGACUUAAUUCAACACGCACCGUGAAAGAGUUCUGGAAGCGCUGUCUGGAAGGACUCGAGCUCGACACUAUUGACGUCCCUUUUGCACUACUGUAUUCGAUCGUUGAUAACGAUGACACGGAUACGGCAUCUGCGUCCUCUGACAGCACCAUUUCGCUAAAAUCCUGCGUGUUGGAAGGAUCGAUUGGCAUUCCUGAAGGACAUCCUGCGUCACCACGAAGACUCGACCUGAAGCGCAGCCAAGAAGGUUUCGUCCCAGCAUUCAGGGAGGCAAUGCGGACUCGCGAACCCACAACGCUGCAGACAAGAGACGGGACAUUACCAGAGGCGCUGCUCGAAGGCAUCACGUGGAGGGGAUACGGAGAUCCGUGCAAAGAAGCAAUCAUUUUUCCCGUCCGGCCGACAAAUGGGGAAACAGUGUUCGCGUUCUUAUUGAUAGGCGUGCAGCCUCGCAGGGCCUACGAUGAAGAAUACAAGGCAUUUGCAAGCAUGCUCAACAGACAGUUGGCAACAACACUCGCGUCCGUCAUUCUUUUUGAGGACGAGAUGAAACGAAGCAGAAAUGCCGCGGAGCUGGCUCACAUUCAGCGCGAGCAGCUGAGUCGUGAGUUAGCCUUGCAGACCAGUCGCAUGCGACGUAUGACGGAGCUUUCCCCAUUGGGCAUGUACCUUUACAGCCCAGAGGGUCUGCUUCUGGAGGGCAACGAUCGAUACUUUGAAUUGACAGGACAUGCUAGAGAAGCUUACGGUGAAUUUUCAUUCUUGGGCAUAAUGGCAGAUGAAAGUGUGCAGCCAUGCCAGGAGAUGUGGGAACAGCUUGUGCAGACCAAGAAAGCUUGUACACGCGAACUCAGGCUGAACAAUCCCCACGUACAACCUCGUGAUGUCAGUGGUAAUCCCAUAGCAUUCUGGGUUCUAGCAAACUCUGCCCCUGAGCUAAAUCUGGACGGCGAGAUAGUAAGCAUAAUGGGGUCCAUCACCGACAUUUCGCAGUUUAAGUGGGCGCAAGGGCUGCAUGAGACUCGCCUCCGAGAAGCCGAGGAGACGAAACGGCAACAGAAUGAAUUUAUCGACAUCACUUCUCACGAGAUGCGCAACCCUCUCUCUGCCAUUUUGAUCUGCUCGGACGACAUUCGAGACACUCUCGCUCAGCACACGUUCCGUGAAGCGGACAAAGGACUUAUAGCAGACUGCAUCGAAGCGGCUAACAAUAUCGCGCUAUGCGUGCAACAUCAGAAGUCCAUCGUGGACGAUAUCCUGACUGUCUCCAAGCUCGACUCGAACCUUCUGCUCAUCACACCAGUACCAGCGCAACCGCUUGCAGUUGUCCAGCGCGCCAUGAACAUGUUUAAGCCAGAGGUGCAGGCCAAGAAUAUCGACUUUAUGUUCUAUCCUGACCAGUCUAUGGAGGAUCUCAAGAUUGACUGGGUUCUAUUGGAUCCAAGUCGAUUGCUUCAGAUAACGGUAAACCUGAUCACCAACGCUAUCAAAUUCACACAAGCUGCAUCGCAGCGUGCAAUCUCAGUGCAUGUCAGUGCGACUUCGGCUGAGCCUGACACAUACGGCAAGAGAUUUCAAUUCGUGCCUGCAAGAGAAGGUCCUCUCCUAGAUGUAACAACAGGUGAAGACUGGGGCACUGGCGAGCUACUCUAUCUGCGAGUCGAGGUUCGGGACACUGGUUGUGGGUUGACGCCCGAGGAGAAAGACCUGCUUUUUGAACGGUUUGCGCAAGCAUCUCCACGUACGCACGCACACUACGGUGGAAGCGGCCUCGGCCUCUUCAUCUCGCGUCAACUUGCAGAACUACAUGGUGGGCAGAUUGGCGUGGCUUCUACAGCAGGCGUGGGGAGCACCUUCGGUUUCUUCAUUCAGUGCAAACGCACCAUCUCAUCAAGCCGGCCAGUCACGCACCGAACAUUGACCAGCCAGAGCACAGAUCACGCUGAAAAGAACAAGGACCUAGCAGCAUCGGUAUCAGGAAUGGACAUUAAGCCGCCCAAGCCCGCGGAGAUACUGGCCAAGACACCAGGUACCGCGAUAUCACCAGCUACAGCAUCUAAAGAUGCGAAAUCCCCAUCCCCAGAUUCCGGACCUCUUCAUAUCCUUGUUGUAGAAGACAACAUCGUCAAUCAGAAGGUCCUUGCCAAGCAGCUUCGCAAAGCCGGCUGCAUCGUCUCCACGGCCGACAAUGGAUUCUUCGCGCUCACCGAACUCAAAAAGACAGCAUACUACACGCCCGACGGCCCACCACUGUCUAUCAUUCUCAUGGACUGGGAGAUGCCAGAGAUGAACGGGCUGGAGUGCGCACGGGAGAUCCGGCGUAUGCAAGCCGAGGGCGAGAUCGAAGGGCAUGUGCCUAUCAUUGCAGUCACGGCAAACGUGAGAGGUGAGCAAAUUGCAACGGCGCGGGAAAGCGGAAUGGAUGAUGUUGUCAGCAAGCCUUUCCGGGUGCCAGAGUUAUUGUUGAAGAUUAAGGAUUUAUUGAACAGCUUUAGUAACGCAUGA
Boeremia exigua is the source of this 3645-nucleotide messenger RNA. RefSeq lists its product as uncharacterized. The transcript has 3 exons. Bases 1 to 3645 code for a protein of 1214 amino acids. NCBI's taxonomy places the organism in Eukaryota, Fungi, Ascomycota, Dothideomycetes, Pleosporales, Didymellaceae. The record is from RefSeq and is a predicted model, not a curated record. Gene Ontology annotation, biological process: phosphorelay signal transduction system; phosphorylation. Gene Ontology annotation, molecular function: phosphorelay sensor kinase activity.